GGGAUAUUUUGCUGUUCAACAAUGACAGUUAUCUGUUUGUGACGAUGUAGUGUCACCAAUACUGGAUGACAUCUUUUGGGAGAAUGCAUAUUGCGGUGACCACAUCGUUCGGGAUAUUGUGGAUGAACUGAUCUCAGACUGCAUUAAAAGUGAAAAAGAAAACAACAGAGUAAAGACAAAUAGCUCGUAAGUGUUCAUCAUGGAUUCUGGUCCAGACGAGACUGUGUCUGGAGAGGGACCAGAUCAACUUGAGGAAGCAACUGAGAUGAAUGAACAAGAAGAUACUGAGGCUGGCAGUCCAAUGCAACAAUCACCGGACCAGUCCAACUUCGAUGAAAAUUACAGGUCUCCAGAAAGUGCAGAUCAAACAGUUCAAGGAGAACUGAUGGAUACAGCUGAUGAUAAACCUGAAUCUCCUGAUGCUGGAAUGGAAAGUGAGGGAGCUAGUGACAAUGAGCAGGAAGAUGAAAGUAAUGAAAUAGAAAACAAUGAAGCUGGUGAAUCUGAGGUUGAUAGAACAGAUGUAACUGAAUCAUAUCAACCUGUGCAGAAAUCACCUGAAUUGCCAGCUGUGGUUGAUUCUAGUUUUUGGUCUGAUCAGGAAACACAAGAAAAAGAGCAUGUAAUCAGGGAUGGUGAAGAAAAAAAUUCUAGUAAAAUAAUAGAUGAUGAGCAAGAAACUAUAGAAAAAGGUGAAUUAGGUGAAUUUGAAAAUGAAAAAGCUAAUGAAAAAGAAGCAGAAUCAGUUGAUCAGGAAGAAGUAGAGGAUUCACAAAAUUAUAAAUCAAAGCCUGUUGACGAGUCAAGAACUUCUCAAAGUUCUGAAAAUGUAAGCCAGCAGGAAGGUAAUGUUCCUGAUGAGUCAAAUUUUGAACACAAGACUAUUGAUGAAAAUAAAACUGAUUUCACUGAGACCGAUAAUGUGACAGAUCAAGAAAUUCAUAAUUUAUCUGAUAGUGACAGACAGUUAGGUCAGGAGGGAAAUGAAAAUGUAGAAGAAAGGUCUCAUUCACCCAGAUCUCGGGAGGUAAGCUCUACUUCACUUGAUAAAGAGUUGCCACAAAAAGAAGACAAUGUCUUUGACAAUUUGGAGGAAAAUAGUGUUCUCUCUUUAGACAAAACUAAAGAAACAAACUUUGAGGCUGAAGGGGACAUUGAUAGUUUUAAAUAUCCAAGUAGUGGAUUAGUCCAGACAAAGAAACCAGAACAUUUAAAUAUAGAUCCAUUUGGAAAGGGAAAUAUGUCAGCUUCUAGUUCAGUAGACAAUUUUUCAACUACAUCUUUAAAAGGUUCAAGUGAUAGUGAUGAUGAUGACAUAUCUGAUUUUGAUCUUACUAAGCCGGAAACACAAGGUAUUGGCACUGGCAGACAAAUUGAAGAUGGUGAAACAUUAAAUGGCCAAGUUACUGACACUGAUACUGUUUCUAGUUCUUCUAAUACUGUAAUAGAAAACACAGUCAAGCAGGAUGAUUUUGAAGAAAAAGUUGCUGAAGAAAAUGGAACAGGUGACAGUGCACCAGAUACAAGUAUGCAGGAAGAAGCACAGCAGUCACAAGUAGAUGAUAAGAAAUUAGAUAAUUCCCUGGAAGAAGUUUCUGAUGAGGAGGAUGAGGAUGUUCAUAGAGAUGAGGAAGUACAAGAAGGAAAGCAAGGCUCACUUUCUGGUAUGGAGGAAGUCUCUUCGGAGGAGGAGGAGGUGGAGGCUGACAAUGAUGAGAAAGAAAAAAAAUUGGAAUCUGGAAUGGAGGAGGUUUCUGAGGAGGAGGGUGAUGCUGAUGGGGAAGAUGACAAGGUGGAAUCUGGUAUGGAGGAGGUCUCUGAGGAGGAGGGUGAUGCUGAUGGGGGAGAUGACAAGGUGGAAUCUGGUAUGGAGGAGGUCUCUGAGGAGGAGGAGGAGGUUGAGGCAAAUGACGAAGAUAAAAAAGUGGAAUCUGGAAUGGAGGAAGUAUCAGAGGAGGAAGGAGAGAGUGAAGGAGAAGAUGGAUCAGGAGUGGAAAAUGUUAGUUCUGAUGAGGAGCAAGAGGAGGAAGAAGAUGUUAAGAAAUUAGAAGCUGAAACAGCAGAUGCAGCUAGAACUGUAGAAGUAAAACAGAAUGGGGAGAUUGUUACAAUUGACGAUACUGGAAAGGAAGAUGGUGCUAUAGUGAAAGAAAUGUUAGAAAAUAUGACAAUAAAGAUUGAAAACAGUUCUGGAGACAAAGCAGAGACAGUUGUUAAAAGAAGAAAAUCCAAAGACAAAAAGGAAAGGAGGGAAAGUGCAAAAUCUAAAACUAAAUCAUAUAUAAAAGACACAAGGGAUAUAAAUGAACGUUUGAAAGCUCAGGCAAGUUACGGUGAUGAUGUUGAGCUGGAUUAUGAUGACACUGUGCAUGAUGAAAGCAAAGAUAAGCAGGGUAGUGAGUCUGAAGGUGAAAUAACAAGUGAUAGUUCAUCAAGUGAUGGUGAGAUAGAGGAGGAGGAAUGUGAGGAAGGUGAAAUAAAGGAACCUGGCCAGAAACCAUACAUCAAGCCUACAUGUAGAUUCUUCAUGCGGGGACAUUGUACAUGGGGAAUCAACUGUCGUUUCCUUCAUCCUGGAGUCAAUGAUAAAGGUUAUUACCAGUUGAUAGAGAGACCAGGAUUCAGCAAUAAGCCACCACCACCAUUUGAGGAGAAAUGGGAAGAAGAAGCACCAGAGCGAACGCCCACACCAGAGCCCCCUCCCCCACCUCCAGAGCCUAAAGAGGAGACAGCAUGGGAGAGAGGACUGAGACAGGCCAAGGAGUUACGGAAAAAAGCGUUAGAGCGACGUGAGAUGGAGACAAACUUUGAACAUAAGAAGAUGAAUCUGUCUAUAGAAGAUAACCCGGAGUUUGAUAAAGAGAAUGUUGAUGAAGUGGAAAAGUCACCGAAGAAGUCACCUAUAAAACCAUCAGUGAAAAAGACACCUUAUUAUGACAAAUACGAGCCACUCAGCGAUGAUGAGUACUAUGAUCAGACACCAAUGCGUCUACAACAGAAACAGAUGGAGCAGAGCUGGAUGCCUGGUCAGUACGAGAACUUUGAAGUGCACUGGACACAGGAUCAGUAUGGGCCUCCACCACCUGGUGCUUAUCCUCCUCAAAUGUCCAGAUAUCCUUAUCAACCAGAACAGCCAAUGAGAGGUAGAGAGAGAAUGCCACUGAGACCAUCUCCACGUAGAUACAGUAUGUCUCCUCCUCCAGCACAACGUCAAAGACAAAUGAGACCACCUCAUAGAGAGCAACAAGAAAUGAUAAGAAGGGAAAAAAUUCAAGAACAGCGUAUGUCAUCACCACCCCCGAAACGUAAACCGCCUGUUGGACGAGGCCGCCCAAAAGCGGAUGAUUGGAACGAUCCAUGGACACGAGCUAAUGCUGCAAAAGGAAAAUCGCCUAAGAAGCGGAGUAGGUCUCGUGGUCGCAGACGUUCUAGACGUUCCCAUAGUUACUCUUCAUAUUCCUCAAGUUCGUACUCUGGUUCAUCAAGGUCAAGGUCUCGAUCGUCAUCUUAUUCCUCGGUAUCAAGUCGUUCCAGCAGUCAUUCUUCAUUAAGCAGGUCUCGUUCACCCAUACCUAGGCGAGGAGUGAGGCGUCCAGUACCUGGUGGGAACCAUCCAGUCAGGCGACCUUCAACCCAGGCUAAACCAAAUGAGCCUCCCAAAAGUUCUGUGACAGUUCAAGGUAGAGGAGGCAGAGGUGGGGAGAGGCGUCCUGGCGGAGUACCAAACUCAAGACCAAGUGGUGUUCAAGGUUCCCCAACUAAACCAGUCAGAGGAAAUGCCCCUGCUCCAGGGAAACAGCCACCAGUAGGCAGGUCUUUAGGGCAGCAGAUAGCAGAUGUUGGGCGUGGUAAAAGACCACCACCACAGAAAGCAGCAGCUCCUCCUCCCCAGCCACAGAGAAAAUUCCAGAUGGCAGUCAAAACAAGAGACAGGCCCUUACCACAGUCAGCUUUAACUAAAGACAAAGGGAAACCAAAACCAGUUGCACGCAAACGUAAGACAAGCAGCUCUAGUAGUCGAAGCAGAUCAAGGAGUCGAUCUUCAUCAUCAUCAUCAAGAUCCAGUUACAGCAGCAGAUCUAGUUACAGUCGAAGCCGUAGUCGAAGUUCGUCAACUAGCUCAAGUGGUAGCGCGGACUCUGAUCAUCUGUAUCGUAACAUUGGUGCUCGAGAUAAUCAGAAACCACCACAGCCUGGUAGACCUAAUCCUGACACGGCCAAGCAUGGACGAAUGCCACCAGCAGGUAGACCUGGACAAGGUCGGCCAGGUUUGAAGCCAGGGGAGACAAGCCGUCCUUCAUCACUUGCUCAAGCCAAGGUUGUCAAGGAUCCACUGAAAAUGACAGGGCUCAAGUCAAACAUCAAACUUACACUAAUAAAGGUGAGUGUAGUUGUGUGAUUAAGGUGUGCAUUUGUAAACUUAGUUUUAGUUUCCACCAGUAACUCAGGUGGGCGACUACUCCGAAAUACUGGUUAGUAAAUUUUAGUUGGGAAAUAAUGCAAAAUUCAGAAGAAGCUCUUAUUCCAGAAGCUUCCCUGUUUCUUUAGCAAGCCAGGUAUAAAGCACAUAAUGUGACUAUUAUACUGAUUAGUUAUUUUUGGAAGAGUACCCGCUCGUGAUGAAAUAAUGCACAGAGGGGCACCUGGGGUCUUCCUCCACCAUAAAAGCUGGAAAGUCGCCAUAUUACCUAUCGUGUCGGUGCGACGUUAAAUCAAAAAAAAAAAAAAAUAGAAAAUAAUUUUUGGAGGAGUUUGGAAUUACACAGGUUUCACAGUCGGACAAUGUUACCACUUCUUUACUUCAUCCACUCCUGUGCUAGGCCACUAUUUACCACAUGUUAUACUAGUCUGAUCACAGUACCUUUCCAGUUGCCAUUUAAAAUACUCCUUAGUGAAAGACCCAAAAUUACAACGGUCAGUAAUUUCUUGAUAAAACCUUUUAGCUAGUUAAUAUCUUUGUCAUUUAAAAAUCUUUACUAAAAGGUAGAACAUGACUUAUUGUACCCCCGACAACAAAGUUGUAAGGGGC
This is a messenger RNA of Mercenaria mercenaria, 5029 nucleotides long. Its product is annotated as zinc finger CCCH domain-containing protein 18-like. The transcript has 20 exons. Lineage: Eukaryota; Metazoa; Mollusca; Bivalvia; Venerida; Veneridae. The record is from RefSeq and is a predicted model, not a curated record. Bases 200 to 4399 code for a protein of 1399 amino acids. Gene Ontology annotation, molecular function: metal ion binding.